AUGUACCAAGGUGGAGUGGCAGAGCCCUUGGCUUUGGAUGCUCACCCCGGAUUCGCUUUCAAAAAAUCUGCGUAUGCUACUUUCCGCUACGAGACCGACGAAGAACGCGGCCUAGACAUGGCUUCUCCCCUCCGCACCAGUGGUGGUCGCCAACGUAGUCAAUCGAUCCAGAGAGAUAUGUCGCAGACUUCUCCACAGCGCCAGACUUCCCCCAUGAAACUGGCAGAACCUCUCCCCGCACUUUACGUGAAAGCGCUGUACGACUAUAAUGCCGAUGAUCGGGCUAGCCUCAGUUUCCGCCAGGGCGAUGUCAUCCAGGUCCUUAAUCGACUCGAGACUGGAUGGUGGGACGGCGUUAUCGGUAAUGUCCGGGGGUGGUUUCCUAGCAACUAUUGUACAAUAAUCACCAAUCCAGACGAAAUCGAGCACUACACCUCUCGCCGAAUGAUGAUGAUGGCUGACCCUGGCGAUGUUAGUGCAGAGUCAGGUGCCGAAGAUGAAUAUGAGGAUGACCAAGAGGAUGAAUUCGACGUAGAUCACCAGCGCGAUUCACAACCGAUACUACCCAUCGAAGGUGUUCCUCAGAUGGACCAAGAGGAAGCCGCAUAUUGGGUCCCUCAAGCGACCGCAGAUGGCCGCUUAUUUUAUUUCAAUACCUUGACAGGAACAAGUACGAUGGAGUUGCCUUUGGAGAACCCGUUGCUAGCAAAUGAGACCGGCCCACGCGAUCGCAACAAUUUCUUCGUUCCUGACCAGACUCGUCCACCGCCGGAGAUGAUGGCUCGUGGUGUCGAACGCGACGAAGAUGAUUACGACGGCUCCGGCUCAGAAGGAGAAGGCGAAUCAUUAAUGCUGGCUUCUCACGAUUCUAUGUCUCGGAGACGUCGGUCGUUGGCAGAUGACGUCUCACCUGCUACCUCCAUGGAUUCUCUCGGCCCAUCGCCUGUGACUAAAUCGUCCCAACAUACUACAGCACACUCGGGUCAGGGUUACUACCAUUAUUCCAAAGACUCAACAUCUUUCGCCACGCCUAAUGGAUCCUUAAUUCCACGACACUUCGUAGAUGAUACACCGGGCUCUCGAAUCGGCUGGGCCGAUUUACUCGAAAACAUGCGUCAUGCUAUUGACGCUUACCGACAAGUUGUUAGAAACGGCGAGCGCAGCGAAUAUGUUCGAAAAGCAGAGGACAUUUCAGACCAUCUUCGCAUGUUACUCGCUGCUGGGUCAGACACGACAGACAAUCACUCCGGAAGCCCCUCAAUUAUCGCACCAAAUCGCGCCUUGUAUCCACAUUUCCGAGACAUGAUGUCGAAAUUCUCCAAGUUAGUUUUGUCUUCGCACAUUGCUGCAGCGGACUGGACGAGUCCUGAUUCUGCCUCGAAAUGUUUGCAAGAGGCAGAUGGCGUUUGGCAGGGGGUCUCCGGAUACGUACAGGUUGCGAGUCAACAGCGCGGUGAUAAUGUCAAUCGUAUCGUCCCCGGAUUUGUCAUCAACAGUUCCACGGGUGGUCACUGGCAGAAUAAUGGUAUUCGAACUGGUGAAUCAGGUGCAACCUCCUUCCUGGAUCCGGAUGGCCAGGAUUCCAGCCAGGAGCCUUCUGUUCCGCUAGAUGCUGCGCUAGUUGAUCAGAUUGACUCUAUGAGAAAGGCCAUUGUGCUCGGCAUCAGAAAGAUAGAUGAGCACCUAAAAAUGGAACAGAAAACGAUUACUCCCCGACAACAUCAAGCUCUUGGUGACGCUAUCUGCUUUGCUGCUCUGAACGUCGUUGAGAAGUAUAGACCCUGGAUCUCCACGGUCGAAUCGAUAAACUUGGGCCCUCUAGGAACGAGUCUGCAGAACCCACAGCUGGUUGACUUUGGCUUACAGAAACAGAGAGUAUACGAAACCAUGGCUGAUCUUGUCCUCAGUUGUCAAGCUGUUUCGGCUCCGCUUGGUGAUGAGUGGGCUGAACUACGCAGAGAGUCUAUUGAAGAUCGUCUCAAUAACGUGCGAAGUGUGGCUCGCCAGUUAGAAGGCUCUAUCUCUCAAAUAGGAUUCUCUUUAUCACUUUUGCAGGAGCAGAUUCCACAGACGCCCCAUGAUCCUAAUGGCCAGACUCACUUCGUCAACGAUAAUGAAGGUUCUGAUUCUAUGCUAAACCGCGAACCGGGCAGACGACGGGGCACCGCUUCCUCGAUCCCGACCGUGCCAUUGGCAACUCUUAGUAUUGAUGAUGACGACACGCAAGUGCGCCGAAAUAUGAACAAAGCACAGCGGUUCUUUGGUCAAGCUCCUCCCUCUACAAUUACAAGAGAACCCCUAAGGGAGCCUGUUUCACUACCAGAAGAAACUCCUUGGUUCUUGAACUUUGAUCAUGAAGGCGAAGUCUUUUAUGAUAACAAAGCCGAUGUCCCCACACUCAAAUGCGGUACGCUCGAGGGGUUGGUGGCACAAUUGACGCGCCACGACAAAUUGGAUGCCUCUUUCAACAACACUUUCUUACUGACAUAUCGCUCCUUUACCACUGCUUCGGAGCUCUUCGACAAGCUUGUGCAAAGAUUUAGCAUCCAGCCGCCAUAUGGCCUGACUCCAGACGAACUGCGAAUGUGGAUUGACCGCAAACAAAAACCCAUUCGAUUCCGCGUGGUUAAUAUUCUCAAGACUUGGUUUGAGAACUACUGGAUGGAGUCGAAUGAUGAAGGGAACAUGAACCUUCUCCGCCAAGUGCAUGCUUUCACCCAAGACUCGAUUGCUACGACUAAAACUCCAGGAUCACCACAAUUGUUGAGUGUUAUUGAACAGCGACUACGUGGUCAGGAUACGACAGUCAAGAAGCUCGUUCCUACGCAGAACAUGGCCACGCCGACCCCAAUCGUUCCGAAGAAUAUGAAGAAACUUAGAUUCCUUGAUAUUGACGCAACUGAAUUCGCCAGACAACUCACGAUCAUCGAAUCGAGGCUGUACGGCAAGAUUCGUGCUACAGAAUGUCUUAAUAAAACGUGGCAGAAGAAAAUCGGUCCAGGAGAGACCGAACCAGCUGCAAAUGUCAAGGCUUUGAUUCUACACUCUAACCAGCUGACCAACUGGGUUGCUGAAAUGAUCUUGACGCAAGGCGACGUCAAGAAGCGAGUUGUUGUCAUCAAGCACUUUGUUAACGUGGCAGAUAAAUGUCGCGCUCUGAACAAUUACUCUACGCUUACUUCUAUCAUUUCAGCACUUGGUACGGCCCCGAUUCAUCGUUUGUCCCGGACAUGGGCCCAAGUCAGCGGCCGAACUUCGACUAUUCUCGAGCAAAUGCGCAGGCUUAUGGCGAGCACGAAGAACUUCGGUGAAUAUAGGGAAACUUUACAUGCGGCAAACCCGCCAUGUAUUCCUUUCUUUGGCGUGUACUUGACCGAUUUGACUUUCAUUGAAGACGGUAUUCCAUCGCAUACGCCAUCCGAUCUCAUUAACUUCAACAAACGAGCAAAGACUGCUGAAGUGAUCCGCGACAUUCAACAAUACCAGAAUGUGCCUUACCAAUUGCAACCCGUUCCCGAGCUGCAGGAUUACAUUUUAAGUAACAUGCAGGCUGCAGGCGAUGUUCACGAGAUGUAUGAGCGCAGCUUGGAAGUGGAGCCUAGAGAGCGAGAAGACGAAAAGAUUGCUAGACUACUUUCGGAAUCGGGCUUUCUAUAAAGAAGCCCUAACGAUCGAUAGUUAAGACAAGCCGGCCUGUUCACAAUGAGAUAUACGACUGGGUCCCUCGACAACGAAUCACAGCAAUGCGGCGUUCGGGGCCCUACCUAUACGGGAAAAAGUAAUAUACACAGCAUCCUACAAAUUGACACUUCAGUGGAGUCCACUUUCUAUUUUGAGCUCGUUCAAUCUGGGUGGAUCGGCCGUUAUGACGGCUCCUCGGGACCUUACGGAGUUCGGACUGGCGGCCUUGAGAGCGGGCCGUGUCUGAUGAUUGAUCAGCAUGCCGAUUGAGCCUUAUAUGCAACGCUGACACAUUAGACUGCGUACUGCGUUCGGCGUCCUGAAAGAAUCCCGGUAAUCAAGCAGGACUCACGGGACACACCGCUAAGUCUAUUGAUCCUGUUGGAUGUUGGAAACUAGCCGGAUAGAGCGAGUUGACCGGCCUUACGUACAGACGUCAGGUACGAUACGCAUUCAUUCUACUUCUCUAACCUCCUUGCAACCCGGGGUCUUUUAUUGAUACCUUUUGGCAUCCCGAUGUGGCGAAAUAAUUCGAUUUUUAUGAUAAAGCCGAGUGACUCUCCUGAGGUUGAACGGGUCCGAGAUGCUUGAAUUUUUGUUGUACAUACACAAUUUCUUUCACACCACUACCAAGCAUCUUGCUUAUACUCUUGUGAUGCUUCACGUUCUCUGGAUAUAUAUCUUACGAUUUCUCACUGCCCGGCUGAUCUUACCACUUCUCAGUCCUUAUAUUCUCUUUUCUUUACGACAUUCUUGUAUCUAUCAUUCUUGAUUGAUCUGUCUCAUAUGGUUGGAAACUUUUUAAGUGUUUAUUGUUGGAGUCUCUGGUUAUUGGAGUACGGUAUGCUAUGAAUCGUUGAUGUGGAUUGGAUCGGAUGUUGGGUUUCGGCAGCUGCAAUAAUUGCUUAUCUUAUGAAUGACAUGUGAUAAUUUCAUUUCCGGCGGCC
Talaromyces stipitatus ATCC 10500 is the source of this 4628-nucleotide messenger RNA. Its product is annotated as cell division control protein Cdc25, putative. Gene Ontology annotation, molecular function: protein binding; guanyl-nucleotide exchange factor activity. The record is from RefSeq and is a predicted model, not a curated record. Lineage: Eukaryota; Fungi; Ascomycota; Eurotiomycetes; Eurotiales; Trichocomaceae. Gene Ontology annotation, cellular component: plasma membrane. The coding region runs from base 1 to 3657 and encodes 1218 amino acids. The transcript is spliced from 4 exons. Gene Ontology annotation, biological process: positive regulation of GTPase activity; Ras protein signal transduction.